CAGGAGUCUCAUGAUUGCCAAUAUACAAUAUGAAGUUUUUCUUUUUAUCAAAUGACGACGAUCAUAGUGUUUGCCGUUUGAUACCAAUCAGACAGACGAUAACUCGAGAUUGUGAUAUAGUGAAGUCACAGCUCCAUUUCUGUAAAUCAAGAAGUUGCUCCAGGGUGCUGUUUCUUCCUUCAGGCAUUCAGUCAGUGAAUACUUCAUUACCCACAGAACUCGAUUUCCAUGGAAAGAUGUUCUUGGAGAGGCAUUUCAUUGUCGCUUUCACUGCUCUAGCCGUUCUUCUACUCAUCACUAAUCUCAACGUCCUCAAAAUCCAAGUCGUUUUGAGCUCACUGUCUGCAUAAUCAUACACAUCUGCGGUUUUGAAAUAGUUAUAAAUAGCCCC
This is a messenger RNA of Sesamum indicum (sesame), 391 nucleotides long. The record is from RefSeq and is a predicted model, not a curated record. Lineage: Eukaryota; Viridiplantae; Streptophyta; Magnoliopsida; Lamiales; Pedaliaceae.